Messenger RNA from Aegilops tauschii subsp. strangulata, 591 nucleotides. NCBI's taxonomy places the organism in Eukaryota, Viridiplantae, Streptophyta, Magnoliopsida, Poales, Poaceae. The record is from RefSeq and is a predicted model, not a curated record.
AUGGCCAUGGAUGGCCUCCCGGCGGCCAUCCGCACCCCUGCCCUGCCUACAAGUCGACCGACGCCCCUCCCAAACCCUAGCUUGCCUCCCCUCGUGCCCCCAUCUUCCUUUACCUCUGGAUCCACCUCCGCAAGUUCACCCGCCGCCGUCGUCGCCAUGGUCCUGUCGUUCUCGCGCCCGCUGUCACCCCUGCAUCGUAGGGAUGCGUCCACGAGCUCCACCGUCGACCGCAUCGUCGUCUGCAACUUCCGGCUCGAGCCAGGAACCUCUGCGGUGCCGGAUUGCCAUCAUCUUCAUCCUCGGGUACCCCCCACCGCCAGGGCUGGAGCUCUGCUCGCCACGCUCUGCAUCGCCCCUGGCCGCGCCCCACGCGUGAGCCGCCACAGCCUGGUCGCGCCCAUGUGCCCGCGCGUGCCCGCCCCUCCGCUGCUCUCUGCUGCCACGUGCACUGUCACUGCUACUGCGAGGCGCCCGCCUCCGCCGCCAUGGCUAGUCGCCCCGCCUCCACCCGCCGUGGCCGACCACCCUGCCGUCGCCCGCUGCGUCGCGUCCAUCUCCGCGCCCGCCCUCGCUCGGCCACAGCCUGGCUAA